AUGAAGAAUCAUUAUUCUUCUGUUUUUCCCCUAGUUAGAGAUAUGUGCGUCAAAGGCAUGGUGGUUGAUGAGUGCACCCUCAAUGUUGUGAUUAAUUGUUAUUGUCUGGUGGGUCGAGUGGAUUUGGGGUUUUCUGUACUGGGUGGAUUCUUUAAGCGUGGUAUUGUGCCCAAUGUAGUCACCUUUAAUACUCCACUCAGAGGACUGUUUCAAGAACAUAAGGCUCUCCAGGCACACGAAUUGUUCAAAAAGAUAAUAUAUGAAAAACUUUGUGAGCCCGAUGAAGUUACGUCUGGGAUUGUGAUACGUGGACUUUGUCAGAAGGGAAACACUGGAACUGCCAUUGACUUCCUCCGAGCAAUGGAAAAACAAAAAAGACCAUGUAAACCUAAUGCAAUUAUUUACAGUACCAUCAUUGACAGCUUGUGCAAGGAUAAAAUGGUUGAUGAAGCUCUUGCCCUCUUACAGGUUUAUAACAUUGUUCCAGAUGUUAUUACUUUUAGUAUAGUGGUGGAUGCACUAUGUAAGGAAGGGCAUAUAGAAGAUGCUGACGAGAUAGUCCAGAUCAUGAUCCAGCAAGGUCAAAAUCCCGACCGGGGCACACACAGUUCCUUAAUGGAUGGGUACUGUUUACAGAAGCGAAUAGAUGAUGCAAGGAGAGUUUUCAAUACCAUGGUUGCUAGUGGCCUUACACCUGAUCUCCAUAGCUAUGGUAUUCUAAUAAAUGCCUAUUCCAAGACCAAGAAAGUGGAAGCAGCCAUGAAUCUCUUUCGAGAGAUUCGACAUCAAGGUUUAACACCUAAUAUCGUUAUUUAUAACACUGUGUUGCAGGGGUUAUUUAGUUCAAGAAGGCAUCUUAGUGCAUGA
Messenger RNA from Coffea arabica (coffee), 867 nucleotides. The record is from RefSeq and is a predicted model, not a curated record. NCBI's taxonomy places the organism in Eukaryota, Viridiplantae, Streptophyta, Magnoliopsida, Gentianales, Rubiaceae.